AUGGUUACCCACGAGCACGUCCGAAAUAUCUUCGCAGGCCCUAGCAAAGGCGAUAUGGCCAGCUUCUGGCCCCACGUCGAACCCAAUGUCGACUGGACCGUAAAGGGUACCCACUGCAAGGUUUCUGGCCGCUACAGGUCCAUUGAGGAGUUCCAACAGGGAACAAGGGCUUUGUCAUCUACCUGGGCAGGUCCCCUUCAUCUCGUCGUUCAGAACAUCAUCAUCGAGGGCAAUCAAGCUGCAGUGGAGCUCAAGGCCGUUAAUACCGAGACUAAGAGCGGCGAUCCUUUUCCCAAUGAAUAUACCUGGGUACUGGGCUUCAAUGAUAGCGGCAAGAUCGCAACUGUGAGGGCAUACAUGGACACUGACCUUGUUACUCGUGUCAUUGAAAAGAACCCUCAGUAG
This is a messenger RNA of Fusarium mangiferae, 405 nucleotides long. RefSeq lists its product as uncharacterized. The transcript has 3 exons. NCBI's taxonomy places the organism in Eukaryota, Fungi, Ascomycota, Sordariomycetes, Hypocreales, Nectriaceae. The record is from RefSeq and is a predicted model, not a curated record. Bases 1 to 405 code for a protein of 134 amino acids.